Molecule: messenger RNA, 5977 nt
Organism: Dama dama (fallow deer)
Lineage: Eukaryota; Metazoa; Chordata; Mammalia; Artiodactyla; Cervidae
Gene: RELCH
Product: RAB11 binding and LisH domain, coiled-coil and HEAT repeat containing
Exons: 30
Coding region: 249-3950 (1233 amino acids)
Biological process (GO): intracellular cholesterol transport
Cellular component (GO): trans-Golgi network; recycling endosome
Molecular function (GO): protein binding
Source: RefSeq, a predicted model, not a curated record
CGAGGACCAGGAAGACGCCCGCAGAGCCGGGCUGCUGGUGCAGCUGUGGCUGAGGCAGUGGGUGCUGCUACCGCUGCAGCCUCCGGACGGUUCGCUUCCGAGCCUGCGCCUGGUCUCCAGGUGAGGAGGCGGGACGUGACAAGGCCGGGUCUGCGGAAGCGAGCGGUGCCUGCCGAGGCCGAGCGGGGACUCAGGCCGCGGCCUGUCAGAGCCAGACAGGGAGGCGCCCACACUCCUGACAGUGUAAGAUGGCGGCGAUGGCGCCUGGAGGUGGCGGCGGCGGCGUGAACCCUUUCCUCAGCGAUUCGGACGAGGACGAGGACGAGGUCUCGGCGACCGACGAGCGGCGGGCAGGACUUCGGCUGGGUGCCGGGGGCGGCCUAGAUCCGGGCUCUGCGGACUCGCUGUCGCCCCAGGACCCCGUGGCCUUGGGGAGCAGUGCCCGAGCGGGGCUCCCCGGGGAGGCGGCGGCGGCGGCCCUGGGGGGCCCCGGGGAGACCCCGGCCCGCCUGUCAAUUGAUGCGAUCGCGGCCCAGCUGCUGCGCGAUCAGUACCUGCUGACCGCCUUGGAGCUGCACACCGAGCUGUUAGAGAGCGGGCGCGAGCUCCCUCGGCUGCGCGACUACUUCUCCAACCCUGGCAACUUCGAGAGGCAGAGCGGGACCCCGCCGGGGACGGGGGCGCCGGGGGUCCCCGGGGCGACCGGCCUUGGAGGCGCAGGAGGUCGGGAGCCGAGUACGACGUCGGGUGGGGGACAGCUCAAUCGAGCUGGGAGCAUCAGUACCCUUGAUUCUUUAGACUUUGCAAGAUAUUCAGAUGAUGGUAACAGGGAAACAGAUGAGAGAGUGGCAGUCCUGGAGUUUGAACUACGGAAAGCCAAGGAGACCAUUCAGGCCCUCCGAGCCAACCUGACAAAGGCUGCAGAACAUGAAGUUCCUUUACAGGAACGAAAAAAUUAUAAAUCAAGUCCUGAAAUUCAGGAGCCAAUCAAACCUCUUGAAAAGAGAGCUCUAAACUUCUUAGUCAAUGAAUUUUUAUUGAAGAAUAACUACAAGCUGACAUCAAUAACGUUUUCAGAUGAAAAUGAUGAUCAGGAUUUUGAACUAUGGGAUGAUGUAGGAUUAAACAUUCCAAAACCUCCAGACUUACUGCAGCUCUACAGGGAUUUUGGAAAUCAUCAAGUAACUGGGAAAGACCUUGUGGACGUGGCCAGCGGUGUAGAAGAAGACGAAUUAGAGGCUCUGACACCAGUUUUAGGCAACCUUCCUUCAACCCUUGAAACUCCUCAGACUGUAGAGAACUCCUUGCUAGUACAGAAAUUAGAAGAUAAAAUUAGUUUAUUAAAUAGUGAGAAAUGGUCUUUGAUGGAACAAAUCAGAAGACUUGAAAGUGAAAUGGAUUUCCUCAAAAAUGAACACUUUGCCAGCCCUGUAGUUUGUGACUCUGUUCAGCCUUCUUUGGAUCAGUCUUCCCACAAAGACUCUGAAGACAGUGGAAAGAAUUCAAUUAUAAAUAGUUUGGACAAGGGAGAAAAUAAGGAUGUCCAUCUUUCAAAAUCAGAUGAAGUUGAUUCCAUUGUUCCUAAAGAGAAUUUCCCACAUUCUUUCCCCAGGAGAGAAAGAGAAGGAAUACCAUCUUCUUCUCCAUCAAGUAAAAACACAGUUCAUUUUGAUAAACCCAAUAGGAAGUUGUCUCCCGCUUUCCAUCAAGCACUACUGUCUUUCUGUCGAAUGUCAGCAGAUAGUCGUUUAGGAUCAGAGGUGUCUCGGAUCGCAGACAGUGAGACGAGCGUCAUGCUGAUGCUGGGCCGCUGCCUGCCGCACAUCGUCCCCAACGUGCUGUUGGCCAAGAGAGAGGAGUUGAUCCCCCUCAUAUUGUGUACAGCCUGCCUGCAUCCUGAGCCUAAGGAGAGAGACCAGCUUCUCCACAUACUUUUCAAUUUGAUCAAGAGGCCAGAUGAUGAGCAGAGGCAAAUGAUACUGACGGGCUGUGUGGCAUUUGCACGUCACGUUGGACCCACACGUGUUGAAGCUGAACUUUUACCACAGUGUUGGGAACAGAUUAAUCACAAAUACCCAGAAAGAAGAUUGCUUGUGGCAGAAUCUUGUGGAGCGCUGGCACCUUACCUUCCUAAAGAGAUCCGUAGCUCCUUGGUUCUUUCAAUGUUGCAACAAAUGUUAAUGGAAGAUAAGGCAGAUUUGGUAAGAGAAGCUGUGAUCAAAAGCCUUGGUAUCAUUAUGGGAUAUAUUGAUGACCCAGACAAAUAUCAGCAGGGUUUUGAACUGUUGCUGUCAGCCUUGGGUGAUCCCUCAGAAAGAGUCGUUAGUGCCACACAUCAAGUAUUUUUACCAGCCUAUGCCGCCUGGACUACAGAACUUGGAAAUUUACAGUCUCACCUUCUACCCACAUUGCUGAACAAGAUUGAAAAACUUCUCAGGGAAGGCGAGCACGGGCUGGAUGAACAUAAGCUCCACAUGUAUCUGUCUGCCUUGCAGUCCUUGAUCCCAUCUCUCUUUGCAUUAGUGCUACAGAACGCACCCUUCUCCAGCAAAGCCAAGCUUCAUGGUGACGUGCCACAGAUAGAAGCCCCGAGGACUGUAGCCCACCAGGCUCUUCCAUCCAUGGGACUUCCUGGGCAAGAUUACUGGAUGACGAGGUUCCCGCGGCCCGCGUCGCCCCUUCAGGACGUGUCGACGAUUGUCGGAGGCCGCGAGCGGCUGGCGCUGCUGCUGCAGCUCUAUGACCACCAGCUGGAACACGAGGGCACGACCGGCUGGGAGAGUUUACUGUGGGUUGUCAAUCAGUUGUUACCACAGCUUAUAGAAAUAGUUGGCAAAAUUAAUGUUACUUCAACUGCCUGUGUCCAUGAAUUCUCCAGAUUUUUCUGGCGCCUUUGCCGGACAUUUGGCAAAAUUUUUACAAACACUAAGGUAAAACCUCAGUUCCAGGAGAUUUUAAGGCUGUCUGAAGAAAAUAUUGAUUCCUCAGCAGGAAAUGGGGUCCUCACUAAAGCUACUGUCCCCAUUUACGCAACAGGAGUCCUUACAUGUUAUAUUCAGGAAGAAGACCGAAAGCUGUUGAUUGGAUUCUUAGAAGAUGUAAUGACCUUGCUUUCAUUAUCUCAUGCUCCUCUUGAUAGCCUGAAAGCUUCUUUUGUGGAACUGGGUGCAAAUCCAGCUUACCAUGAGUUACUGUUAACUGUUUUAUGGUAUGGUGUUGUCCACACAUCAGCACUCGUGAGGUGUACUGCUGCUAGAAUGUUUGAGCUGUUGGUGAAGGGGGUGAAUGAAACUCUGGUAGCUCAGAGGGUUGUUCCUGCUCUCAUAACUCUCUCCAGUGACCCUGAAAUCUCUGUCAGGAUUGCUACAAUUCCAGCCUUUGGCACGAUUAUGGAAACAGUUAUUCAAAGAGAGUUGCUGGAAAGAGUGAAAAUGCAGUUGGCUUCUUUCCUGGAAGACCCUCAAUAUCAAGACCAAUAUUCUCUGCAUACAGAGAUCAUAAAAACAUUUGGUAGAGUUGGGCCUAAUGCAGAACCAAGGUUCCGAGAUGAGUUUGUUAUACCGCAUCUGCAUAAGUUAGCCUUGGUGAACAACUUACAAAUUGUGGAUUCUAAAAGACUGGAUAUUGCCACCCAUCUCUUUGAAGCCUACAGUGCACUUUCCUGUUGCUUCAUUUCAGAGGAUUUAAUGGUUAAUCACUUUUUACCUGGUCUCAGAUGUUUACGAAUCGACAUGGAACAUCUUUCUCCAGAGCACGAAGUUAUUUUAACUUCCAUGAUAAAAGAAUGUGAACAAAAAGUAGAGAACAAGACCGUCCAAGAGCCUCAAGGCUCAAUGUCAAUUGCUGCAAGCUUAGUGAGUGAAGAUACGAAGACCAAGUUCUUGAACAAAAUGGGUCAGUUGACAACAUCAGGUGCCAUGCUGGCCAACGUGUUUCAGAGAAAGAAGUAAGAGCGGGAAGGAAGCCCCCAGUAAACACUAAGAUGGACCUCAAGCAGACUGGUUCCUUGUACUUGAAGUACUUGCCUUUUUUAUUUCUUUGUUCUUGCAUUAUAAUUUUAUCUUAACCUCCAAAGAUACUUGCACUGCUUUUGAUUAUUGCUGUAUAUCUGUUAAUUUUGGAGUUCCAACUGUGGUGAUUAAAAAAAAACUGAGUUGAUAGUCUGUACCAAGUCCCCCCUCUAUGUUCUUGUCUUUCAGAAUAUUUUUUUUAUAUAUUAUAUAUAUAUAUAGCGAAGAGGUUUUUUUUUUUAAUUUUUGGAUGGGAUAUUAGCAAAUACUUGUAUGAUACACUAAGCUAUUACAAUGGUACUUAAAAUAAUGUAAAUUUGAAGUCAUUGUUACAAAGUAAUGAAAACGGAGGCUGCUUAGGUAUUUAAGUUACGAAGGGAGGACGCAGACUCUGGGUCGUGUCUUAGCUGCUGACCGGGGAGAGCCACCAGCAUCACUCGUGCCUUUGGACUUGGGUGUGCGCGUCUGUGGGGCCGUGCGCCCCGCUCACACAGCCUUACAGUGCCGCGGUGAGUCUGGGUUGCCAGUCCUGCAGGCGACGGAUAACAAGGUAACUGUCAACACUUCAGCGCCCUCAUGAAUGCUCUUUAAGUGCUAUUUAAAUCUCCCCGUCACUUACAUGGAUACGAUGGACUUACCUGAGGAAAGAGAGCACAUGACGCGUGGCGGGUGGUAACCACGGUGAGUUUCACAAACUGGUGUGUAGUAGAUUUAAACACUCAAACUAAAUGUAAGUAAGAAGAGCUAAUAAUUGUGACUUUUUUUUCCCAAGUGGAAAUACAGAAGAAAGUAUGGUUCGGACCUAAAAGUUAAUGCUUAUUUACAUAAAACAUUCUAUUUAAGGUGAUAAAUUUUCUGAUGAAUUUUAAUUUCAGAGAUUAUCUUUUUACCCCCUGUGUUACAGAGAGGUACAGAAAAGUUCAGGACAUUUGGGGGCUGCUUUUUUCCCCUCUAGACAAAAAAUGACAUUGGCUUACUCACUAAUAGGUCACAGUCAUCACCUGUCUCUUCAAGUCCGUGACUGUUCUUGUGUUUGAUAUAUAUCACAUAGAGUCUUAAGUCAGUGUACAGUUCCACUGGAAUUUGACAAUUGUCUGUCAAGUAACGCAACUUGAAGUAGAAAAGAGUGAUCCUGGACAUAGAGGGAGGUGGUUGGUUUAAGGGUUUAAUGUGAGGCCUUUUUGAAAAAUGCCUAUUUUGGUAAAGAGAAUUCUCUUUUGAGCACAGCUGAUACACAUGGGUGAUUGUCAUGUCUGUUGUAUAAACUGGUUUUAAUACACUUGGAAUAUAGUUGGAUUACAUUCACUUCCUGGGCAAAGCUAGCUUACCACACAUUCAAGCUUAUAAAAAAUAAAUUGCCAUAGGCAGAGCCAUUUAAAAAGUUUAUUCUGAAAUUAUUUCUUUAACCUACAGUGAAAUAAUUGUUAGCUAGUCUUUAUGGAAACUGUUGGAUUCUAGGCAUUCCUGAGAAAUUGAAAGUGGCUUCCUUUCAUGUCAAAAAUGUUGAUCUAUUAUAAAUAAAAUGUUUUUGCAUACUUGUUUUGGUUUUGAUUUUGGCUAUGUGUAUUUAUUUUCAUUUUGAAACACUAUAUCCUCCAGCCAAGCAAACUGAAAUGAGAAACUGUAUAUUCACUUAAAUAUAUUUUAAUUUAGGAAUAUAAUCUCUAUAAAUUACCUCUUCUAGUUUACUUUUAUUUAAAAAGCAUUGUGUUGUAUAAAAUGAAAACAUUUCUGAGAUGAUUUAAAGAAAAAAUGUUUAAAUUCUCAUUUGCUUUGAACCAUAGUAACAUUAGUAUGUUUGUUACCUGGUGAAUAAAUAUAAUGUAUUUUUAAUGUGAUAGUUUUAUUAAUUUGUGAAUCCAUUUAUCCAAAUACUAACAGGUUUUCGUGAAAGGCACCAGCCAGCAAGAUAUGCAGUGUGUUUCGAGUCCCUCUUAUUAUGCUAUUAAACAUCUUAAUGUCAGUAA